GAAAAACACAGGCAAAACUAGAUUCAAACAUGACUCUAUAAAUAAUACUAAAACACAACAGUAUAAUACAAUACAACACAAAGACAAAGAACACAGGUAUAAUAAUCAAACUAAUCUAAAACAUUGCAAAGAAAUAAUAAACAACAAAACACACACAGAAUCCUAACAAUAGGCCUAUUUUAUACUUGUUGUUUUUGGACAUGGGUAACCUAAUUACCACUAGUAACCAGGUGUAGUUUGAGGGGGAUGAGGGGUAACGCCCCAAAUAAUAAAACUAUAGACAUUAAGCUCAUUUUUGGAACCUAGAGCAUGGGAUUUGGUAAUGAUUAACAUUGGUUACAAUUAUUCGCUUGUCACAUCCCAGACCAGUCAUACGAGAUCAUAUAAAAAAUAGAAAGCAAUUUAUAUUAACCUUUGUACCUUUAUUGCACUAUAAAACUGCACUAUAAAACUGGUCUUACUGGUCUUCUUGUUACCCAUAUGAUGUGCAUUACAUUAUUAAUUUAGUCAUUUUUUUUUAAAUCAAUUCAACAUUUAUUUAUUUAAGAUUUUUUACUUAUUUUUGUUGGCAAGAGACUCUGUACAUAAGACUCUGAACUAAAAUGUCAGACUCUUGUGGAUCUCUGAGGUAUCGUCUAGCUUCAAUUGUGGGAUUUGCUGGUCUGGUCUCUAUACUUUUUUUCUGGUUUUACCAACCUCUGAUCAACUGUCCACCUCAACUACCUUCGAUUACGCUGCAUUCAGAUGGACACCACAUACGGAUGAACAACUCAUCUAAAGGAAAGCAAGAUAAACCAAUACUUUUGUUAUGGGUCUGGCCUGAAAACUACAGAUUUGAUCUGAAUAUCUGUAAAACCAUUUACAACAUUGACGGCUGUCACCUGACGGAUGAUAGAUCUCUCUACAGCAACACGGAUGCUGUGCUGCUUUUUCAUAAAGCUAUUCGUCUGUCCACACUUCCUCCAUCUCCUCGCCCUCCGUUUCAAAAGUGGAUAUGGAUGAAUGUUGAAUCGCCAACUAACACAAAGAAAAUACCAGGAAUUGAAAACCUGUUUAAUCUGACUCUCAGUUAUAGAGAGGACUCUGAUAUUCCUGUCCGGUUACGACUGACCAGCAGAAAGAUCCCAGAUGAGGAUUUUGAAAUUCCCAAAAAGGAAAGACUCAUCUGUUGGGUUGUGAGUAACAAUGCAGCCUAUACAGGUGUUGGCACGAGAAACACUUACUAUAGAGAACUUAGCAAGUACGUCCACAUACACGUGUAUGGAAAAGCUUAUGGAUCGUUCCUGGAUUAUAAAGACUACUUUCCCACCAUAGCCAGCUGUAAAUUUUAUCUCUCCUUUGAGAACUCCAUUCACAAAGACUACAUCACUGAGAAGUUAAAUGGACCUCUGGCAGUAGGUACUGUACCUGUGGUGCUGGGACCUCCACGAAAAAAUUAUGAAAGGUUUGUACCGGGUGACUCAUUUAUUCAUGUGGAUGACUUUCCAGAUGCAAAGUCACUAGUAGAAUAUCUUGUCCGUCUGGACGUGGAUGACGACGCAUAUCGCAGGUACUUUAACUGGAGGAGACAUUUCUCAGCUCGACCUCAUUUAAUAUUACAGAACCAAGAGUUUGUUCUGGCUAUUUGUACGGCCUGUGAUUAUGUAGGAAAACACCAGGAAUAUAAACAAGCUCAUGAUAUUUAUGAAUGGUUUUUCAACUAAUUUAAGAUCAUUAGAGAGAUUUUGCAGCUUAUUUUAAACAAUCAUGAUUUUGCUUAUAGUAUAUUUGAUAACUAAUCAUGCUGAUAGGUCUUUAUAGGAUACUGUAUGAUGUCUCAUUAUUGGGAGUAUUUCCUUGUUGACCGACCAGUUUAACACAGACAGGCAUGAACUUUCUAUCGCUGCACUACUGCUUCUUAUGAUUAAUGUAUUUAAUAUCUGAAUCAAUGUUAAACUAAAUGAAUUUACUAAAUUAAUAAAUGUUGUUCAUUCUUCUAUACGUUUAAGAAUGAUGGAAAAGUCAAACUAAUUUUGUAAGCUCUGGUUUCUGACUUUCUAAUAGUAUAUUUGUAAUUCAUUUAAUAAGAAAACUGUGAAUUAUUCCUUUGAUAUGAGGUUAGUUUAUAUUGUUACAUUAUAUUUAUAUUUAUAUUGUUGUCCUAACUGUUUACUAAUUCUUUACUAAUAUUUUGUCCACAUAUUAGAAUAGGCUAAUAGUAUAAACAAAUAGACUCUAUUAUACUCUACAGGGUACUCUACAUCAAUUUUUUUACAUCUAUUAAUUUUUUUUUACAUCUAUAUAUCUCUUAUUUGCUGUUUCAUUUUGUCCAAGUCAUAUUUAAACAUGUUUUUAUAUUAUUUGUUUUGUAAUUAAAUAAAUUAUUAU
Molecule: messenger RNA, 2367 nt
Organism: Misgurnus anguillicaudatus (oriental weatherfish)
Lineage: Eukaryota; Metazoa; Chordata; Actinopteri; Cypriniformes; Cobitidae
Product: 4-galactosyl-N-acetylglucosaminide 3-alpha-L-fucosyltransferase 9-like
Cellular component (GO): membrane
Molecular function (GO): alpha-(1->3)-fucosyltransferase activity
Source: RefSeq, a predicted model, not a curated record